Camelina sativa (false flax) is the source of this 795-nucleotide messenger RNA. The record is from RefSeq and is a predicted model, not a curated record. NCBI's taxonomy places the organism in Eukaryota, Viridiplantae, Streptophyta, Magnoliopsida, Brassicales, Brassicaceae.
AGAUUAUGUUAUCGAUUUUCUUGGGAUAGCAUCCACCAUCUUUGCCAGUUACGUCGGCGCUAUAUUCAGCUGUAUGCCAAUUUUCUGCAGCAGUCAUCAGAUGCUAAUUACCCAGAGAUGAGAGAAAUCGAAAAGGAUCUUGAUUCCAAAGUGAUCCUUUUAUGGAGGUUGCUUGCACAUGCAAAGGUAGAAUCUGUAAAGUCAAAAGAAGCAGCUGAGCAGAGAAAGCUGAAAAAGGGUGGCUGGUUCUCAUUCAAAUGGCGGACAGAAGCUGAAGAUGAUCCUGACGUCGAUAGUGUGGCUGAUGGAUCAAAAUUGACGGAGGAAGGAUUGACUAAAGAAGAGUGGAAGUCCAUAAAUAAGUUACUGAGUCAUCAGCCAGAUGAAGAGAUGAGUUUGUAUUCAGGAAAAGACAUGCAGAAUAUGACUCACUUUCUUGUAACGGUAUCAAUUGGUCAAGGUGCGGCUAGGAUUGUUGAUAUAAAUCAGACUGAGGUGCUGUGUGGUAGGUUUGAGCAGCUCGAUGUGACGACCAAGUUCAGAUAUCGAAGUACUCAGUGUGAUGUAUCACUGAGGUUCUAUGGCUUAUCUGCACCAGAAGGUUCCCUAGCGCAGAGUGUAUCCAGUGAGAGAAAGACAAAUGCCUUGAUGGCUAGUUUUGUGAACGCACCUAUUGGAGAGAACAUUGAUUGGAGGCUAUCAGCCACAAUAUCCCCUUGUCAUGCUACGGUAAUCUCUUCAUAUAUGUAUGCUCUUGAAACAUGGACAUAUAUCAUCUGCCUAAUAGUCGCAUAA